AUGCCGGAGAUUGACCAGCACAAAAAGCGCCUUGUAGGGCAGCUGAAGGGCAAGCUGUGGUUCUGUAUCGAGCAGCAGGUGCGCCGAGAGCUCCCCUACGGCGUCACGUUCACGCCGAAGUUCAUCAAUGCGCUCGUGGAGCUGUGUUUCGCGCAGCUGGACGAGCUCGGCGGCGAUCUGGAGGCGUUUGCGCGGCACGCCGGGCGCGAGGUGGUGGCCAGCGACGACGUGAUGCUGCGGUUGCGCAAGAACCCGGAGCUGCAGGCGUUCUUGCGGCGCGAGCUGGCCCAGCUGCGCGCGCCGGGCGCGGCGCGCACGGCGCAGCGGCGGUAG
This is a messenger RNA of Eremothecium gossypii ATCC 10895, 333 nucleotides long. It is a transcript of the gene MHF1, whose product is annotated as Mhf1p. NCBI's taxonomy places the organism in Eukaryota, Fungi, Ascomycota, Saccharomycetes, Saccharomycetales, Saccharomycetaceae. Gene Ontology annotation, biological process: replication fork processing; resolution of meiotic recombination intermediates. Gene Ontology annotation, cellular component: FANCM-MHF complex; Fanconi anaemia nuclear complex. The coding region runs from base 1 to 333 and encodes 110 amino acids. The transcript has a single exon. The record is from RefSeq and is marked provisional. Gene Ontology annotation, molecular function: protein heterodimerization activity; chromatin binding.